Messenger RNA from Mesorhabditis spiculigera, 990 nucleotides. The record is from the annotation of a GenBank genome assembly. Lineage: Eukaryota; Metazoa; Nematoda; Chromadorea; Rhabditida; Rhabditidae.
AUGCCGUUGUUGGCGCUGCUGCCUACACCGGUUACACACCACACCCUCUCGGUGGCGGUGAUUGUCUGCGAGUUGACGGGGCAGCUGACCCCGAUACUUCCGGUUUUGAUCGCAAUGUUGAUGGGCAACGCCAUCUGCAAGUUCUUGCAACCGUCAAUUUACGAGAGCAUCAUCCGGGUCAAGAAGUACCCGUACUUGCCCGAGUUGCCGCCGAGUCGAUUCAGUGUGCACACCGUCAAGGUCGAGCAGAUCAUGGUGGAAGCACAAGCUGGUCGAUUGUCACUGAUCACGCCACAAAACUCCUCCUCGGCUCCGAAGCAAAACGGUACCUGGCUCUCAAAGCGGAACUCGGCCCGUCGCCAGGAGCAAGAGCAGCGGAUAGCGGAAAAAGCGCUUCACCGCGCCGCUUCGAAUCGAUCGGCAGAGAGCGCGCCAAUGCUCGGCAAUCGGGAGGAGGAGCAGUACGACAUCGUGCCGGAUCGGACGUCGAACGGGAAUACCCAUUUGAGCAUCUCACCCCUACAUGCACCGAACAACGUUCCGCUACACGCCGUCUUUACGCGACCGUCUAACACCGAACUCCACAAGGACCAAAGCGAGGAGGAGCUGCUCAACCGGACGAUCGACUUGGAUGAGAUUGCCAUCGAUUCCGCACCAUUCCAGCUUGUGCACGGGUCAUCACUUUACAAAGUCCACAGUCUCUUCUCGCUCCUUGGCCUCUCCCAUGCCUACGUCAGCGAUAGAGGGCGGCUGAUUGGAGUUGUUGGGUUAAAAGAGCUACGAGAUGCCUUGGCUCAUAUCUACCUGAGAGGUGUCUUGCCGGCUAAAGGCGAUCGGAAGCUGACUUCCGGAAUCGUGGGCGUUAUUCCGAAACAGGAGGAGGAGACGCAAAAGGACGAGGAGGUGACCCGAAGACUCGAGAGCAAAUCCAACGGUAUCACCAUCCAAAUGGACGCCAAGCAGACCCACGGCAACUCCCGGUCCGUCCCC